AUGAGUAACAAUUUGAGUCUUCGUACCAUUCUCACUGAUUGCAAACUUAAUGACACAAACUUUCUCGAUUGGCAUCGCAAUGUCCUACUCGUUCUCACUCAUGAAAAAAUUGAAUAUGUACUUGAUAGGCCUAUGCCCCAGGAACCUGAACCAAAUGCUCCUGCUACUGCUCGAAAUGCUUAUAAGAAACAUAAGGAUGACAAUAGGGAAGCUUCAUGUAUCAUGGUAGCUUCCAUGACUCCUCAGUUUCAGCAGCAGCACAUGAACAUGGGGGCGUAUGAUAUUGUACAACACCUGAGAGAGUUGUUUGAACAACAAUCAAGGACGGUUAGAUAUGAUACCUCUAAAGAAUUAUUCAGGUGCAAGAUGGCAGAGGGAGCACCUGUUGCUCCGCAUAUGAAUAAUCUGCAGCACACUUUGCCUCAAUUGUUGAAUGUGCUGAAAACUGCUGAGAAAGAAAUCAAAAAGGGAAAAGGCUCUACUGGUGUGCUUGUCAUUACUUCCUCUAAGAAGAGGAAGAGGCAAGAAAAGGGAUUUAAGAAAUCCAAAAACAAGCCCACCCAAAAGCCCAAAAAGGAAAGGCGGACCAGUCCAAAGCAACCUGCUUCCAUUGUAAUCAAACUGGACAUUGGAAAAGGAACUGCAAGUCAUACUUGGAGAGCCUGA
Molecule: messenger RNA, 666 nt
Organism: Coffea eugenioides
Lineage: Eukaryota; Viridiplantae; Streptophyta; Magnoliopsida; Gentianales; Rubiaceae
Exons: 2
Coding region: 1-666 (221 amino acids)
Source: RefSeq, a predicted model, not a curated record